Messenger RNA from Mytilus trossulus (common blue mussel), 2305 nucleotides. RefSeq names its product long-chain specific acyl-CoA dehydrogenase, mitochondrial-like. Gene Ontology annotation, molecular function: long-chain fatty acyl-CoA dehydrogenase activity; flavin adenine dinucleotide binding. The transcript has 9 exons. Gene Ontology annotation, biological process: long-chain fatty acid catabolic process. Lineage: Eukaryota; Metazoa; Mollusca; Bivalvia; Mytilida; Mytilidae. The record is from RefSeq and is a predicted model, not a curated record. The coding region runs from base 57 to 1367 and encodes 436 amino acids.
CCAAGAAUUAAGCGUUAUCUCGACAGUGAUUAACAGACGCCAGGGAGAACAACACGAUGACUUCGCUUGGAAAAUUGACUCAAAACUUGACCCAUGUCUUGAAAAACUUAAAUACGACUUCAUGUAUUUCUGCUACAGGUUUAUCAAACCAACAGAAAAGAUGGACUGGAAAUUUAUCUCGUCCAGAAAUUGCCCAAGCUGAUAACAUGAUGGCCGUUGGGAACAGAAGAAUAUUUUCUGAAGAACACGACAUGUUCAGAGAGAAUGUAAGACGAUUUUUCCAGGAAGAAGUGCUUCCUCAUCACUCAAAAUGGGAAAAAGAAGGACAGCUCAGCAGAGAGGUUUGGGAGAAAGCUGGAUCCAAUGGAUUACUAGGAGUGAACACACCUGAGAAGUUUGGUGGUGUUGGUGGAGAUGUUCUGUCAACUGCUAUCACAUGGGAGGAACAGAUGUAUGUAAAUUGUUCCGGACCUGGUUUUACUCUGCAUUCUGACAUUGUUAUGCCCUAUAUAACACAUUACGGUACACCAGAACAAGUAGAGAAGUUUAUACCCAAAAUGGUAGCAGGAACAUGUAUUGGUGCCAUAGCUAUGUCAGAACCGGGGGCAGGAAGUGAUCUUCAAGGUAUUAGGACCAAUGCUAAACAGGAUGGAGAUGACUGGAUAUUAAAUGGCAGUAAAGUCUUCAUAACAAAUGGUUGGAUGGCUGAUGUGGUCAUAGUUGUAGCAAUCACAAAUCCUACCGCCAAAUCUGCUGCACACGGAAUCAGUCUGUUUUUGGUCGAGGAAGGCAUGAAAGGAUUCGUUAAAGGAAGAAAACUUGAGAAGAUUGGUUUUAAAGCUCAGGACACUGCAGAGUUAUUUUUUGAAGAUAUUCGAUUACCAAAAUCAGCCUUACUAGGAGAGGCAAACAAAGGCUUCUACUACCUCAUGCAAGAAUUACCUCAGGAAAGACUUCUUAUUGGUGCAAUGGGACUGGCUUCAUGUGAAUUUAUGUUUGAAGAAACAAGAAACUAUGUUAAAACAAGGAAGGCUUUUGGUAAAACAUUGAGUCACUUACAGACUAUGCAACAUAAACUAGCCGAGUUGAAGACAGAGAUCAGUGUAGGAAGAGCCUUCAUGGACAAUUGUUUAGAGAUACAUAAUGAAAAAGGACUGGAUAAUGUCAUGGCUUCAAUGGCUAAAUAUUGGGCAUCAGAUUUACAAAACAGUGUAGCAACAAGAUGUCUGCAGAUGCACGGAGGCUGGGGUUACAUGUGGGAGUAUCCUAUUGCACGAGCCUUUGUUGAUGCCAGAGUUCAACCUAUCUAUGGUGGAAGUAAUGAAAUAAUGAAAGAACUUAUAGCUAGAAGUAUUGUUAGUAACUGAGACAGAGAAUUUGAAGUGUUGUGACAAUCUUUUGUUAACAUUUCAAUCAAUCACUUGCCAGGGAUAAUUCAUUAGAUGAUCUGCUACAUAUACUAUUUAUAAAGAGUAUUUGAAUAAACAAAUAUAUCCUUCAUAUCAAUAAAUUUAAAGAAGACUUUGGGCAUGUGAGCUAUUAAUAUUUACAGUAUAUUACACUUAUGAAUAUGAUUGUAUACUAUUGAUAAAUAUUGUAUGGUCAAAAUACGAGUAUAUUUAAAUCAGGAAAACAUAUUUAUUUAACUUUAAAAUGACUAAACUUUUUAUGGAACAACUUUAUAAAAUAUUGGUGAAACCUAAAAGAUAUGCAUAAACACCUGUAAAUUUUAAUCAGGGAAGGCACUUUGAGAAACUUUUAUGUUGAAAUUGGCCGUUCAGAAUCUUAAGCAUCAUGGGUAAUUUCAUUGUUCGUAGCCCAAAGUGAAAAUAACGUUAUGUCAUUGGUUGAUUUCCAUUGUUUAUAACGUUUUAAACCAAUCAUAACGCUUUGGUGUAUGAUUUUGAAAAUAUUACCCAGGAUGCAUUAGAUUCUGAAACAGCGAAUUGCAUGUUUAUUAUUACAAUUUCCUCUUAAGUGGUACCAUAUUUUUUGUCAUCAACAUAUUGUGUAAUUUAAAUGAAUUAACCAAUAGACUCUGUGUGUUCUGAGCAAUUAUAAACGAUGGGAACAGUGUUCUUAAUUUCUGAUACUUAUAAUCAGAGUUAUUAGUUUAUAUAUCUGUGAUAGUCAUCUUCUAUUUUCUACAUGCAUUUUAUUUCACUUCAUAAUAUUUAUAUAGUGAUAUAAAGCCAGGCUCUUAAUAUAACCGUGUUUGUUAAACAAUUGUAUUUUGAGAAGAAGAAUAUAAUUUAUGUUACCUGUAAUUAUUCUUUAAAAGAAAAUACAGAAAAUUAUGAAUUCA